This is a messenger RNA of Pestalotiopsis fici W106-1, 912 nucleotides long. RefSeq lists its product as uncharacterized. The transcript has a single exon. NCBI's taxonomy places the organism in Eukaryota, Fungi, Ascomycota, Sordariomycetes, Amphisphaeriales, Sporocadaceae. The coding region runs from base 1 to 912 and encodes 303 amino acids. The record is from RefSeq and is a predicted model, not a curated record.
AUGCCUACCAGAGAAGUUGAGACCAGACUUGUGAAGGUCACUACUGACAUUCGCAUGUCUCUCAAGAGUCCGUCCCCGGCGCUUAACCAGGACUCGGGAGAGUUCAGAAAGCAAACCAAGGACACCAAGCAGGAUAUUCAAUGGAUGGCAAAGAGCAAGCGCAAGUGGAAGAAAUGUAAAAGCCCUCCUCCCGAACAGCAACAAGAAGAGGAGCGUAUCCUCCAGGACCAGCGCAACUAUCAGAAGGAAAUAGCCGAAUGGAAGGGCCGGGAGUUUCUGCUCGACUUUUUGCAAUCUCACUUUCCCGAGCAUCUUGACAACAUCACACUCCGCGGCACCCCGACGCUCGAGGAGAUACGCAUGAUUGGCAAUGAGGAUUUGGCUACAGGCGUCCGUCAGUGCCGCCGUCUCUUCAACGCCCCCGUCAUAAGCGAUACAGUUGGUUCUCUACUUUAUCAAGAGCUCCGUCAGGGGCACGCCCUCGAUCAUACACACGAGGUCCAAUAUGAGGAAGAGGCGGAGAGCAACGAGGAUGGAGGGAGUAGCAUUUACAUGCCUCCCGGAGUCGUCCGUAGACAGAAAACAUGCGGCUUCGACCAGCCCAUGGUCACUGAUACCGCUCACCGCGAUGUCUACUUCAAUGGCGAAAUCGGUGGGCUGCUUGCAGACUCUUUACAGGCACCCGCUCCUUCCCUAAGGCGUGCAAACACGACAGACCUGAGUGAGACCAUGGCCCGCACGACGUCACCAACAGCUAGGGGAUGGUCUUCUAUGAGCCUGGCAAAGGACCGUCGCGCUGCUUCUAUACCGAUGCAGAAAAAGGCCUUUGACGGGUUCGUAAAGGAUAUAAAAAAGUCGGCGCGCAAGAGUGCCACGAGUUUUGCGGCGUCACUGGCUAGUGGCUACUCAUAG